AUGGAGAAAGCAUUCUCCUUCUUCUUUCUUUUUACCAUCUUCUUCUUCUUCCAUUCUCCCACAAACACUUUCAUUGAGUGUACUAAAAAUAUCAGCACGGAUCAAUCUGCUCUUAUCGAUUUGAAAAAUCAAUUUACUUUAGUUAAUCCAGAUAAUGUUUUGGCUCGAAACUGGUCCACUACAAUUUCUGUUUGUUAUUGGAUUGGAGUUACUUGUGGAUCACGCCAUCAUAGGGUGAUUGCAUUGAAUCUUCCAGGUAUGCACCUAUCUGGACAACUUCCCACAUCUUUGGGAAAUCUCUCAUUUCUAUCUCUUUUAGACAUGAGUGAUAACUUUUUAUAUGGGAAUAUACCUAAAGAGUUGGGUUAUUUGCAUCGGUUACAAGUGUUACUUCUGUCCAGCAAUAAUCUUACGGGUGAGAUUCCACAACAGUUAGGGAAUCUUCGUCGCUUGGAGAUGCUAGAUAUGAGUACAAACAACUUUGUUGGUUCGAUCCCAAGUUCUAUUUUCAACAUCUCAACACUUAAAAGCAUUAACCUUAAUCUAAACCAUUUAUCUGGUACUCUUCCGAAUAACCUUUGUGGCAACAUUCCAAAUCUAAUUGAACUUCAUUUAGAGCGUAAUAGACUUAGUGGCCCACUACCAACAAAUUUAUCUUCUUGUUCAUGGCUUCAAUCGUUGGUGUUGCAAAUGAAUGAGUUCACUGGAUUUAUACCAAGAGAAAUUGGAGGGUUAGAGAUGCUCAGACUACUAGCUCUUGGAGUUAACAGGUUAACAGGUGAAAUUCCACAAGAAUUUGGCAAUCUUCGCAAUUUGAGGAUUUUGAAUCUUCGAGCGAACCAUAUUACUGGAGUUUUACCAAAGACCAUUUUCAACCUUACUUCACUUCAAGUAAUGCAAUUGCUGACAAAUAAACUCAUUGGAUCCAUACCUAGGGAAAUAGGAAACUUAACUUCCCUUCAAGAGUUAGAUCUUUAUGAAAACUUUUUAUCAGGUACAAUACCCCAAGAAGUUAGAAGGCUUAAUGAAGUAGAGGUUCUUGAUUUUCAUUCCAAUAAUCUAAGUGGUUUGAUUCCUGAAGUCAUAUUCAACAUCACAACACUUAAGAUUAUUGACCUUUCAAUGAAUCACCAUUGGGGGAGUCUUCCUUCCACUAUAGGGUAUGCAUUACCCAAUCUUGAAGACCUUUAUAUAUCUGACACUAUGCUAAGUGGAGUUAUACCUCAAAGCCUCUCAAAUUGUUCUCAACUCUCACAUAUAAUUCUUGGAUUCAACUACUUGACUGGGUCCAUUCCAAAAUCUUUAGGAGAUCUUAGGUUCUUGAGUUUCUUUUCAGUUGUUAGAAAUGAUUUAUCAAGUGAGUCUUCAUCACCAGAAUUAAGCUUCAUAACUUCUUUGACCAAUUGUAGAGAGCUGUACAUUUUGGAUCUGACUUAUAAUGAUUUUCGUGGAGUAGUUAUUCCCAAAUCCAUUGGAAAUUUUUCUUCCUCACUACACAACCUUGGGCUAGCGGGUACUGGGUUAAAGGGGUCAAUCCCAGAAGAAAUUGGCAAUCUAAGUGGUUUACAAACUAUAGAAAUGGUUGGGAAUGACUUGGGAGGAGUUAUUCCAAACACAUUGAAAGGGUUACAACGACUUGAACGUUUGUACUUGGGCUAUAACAAAUUAAGAGGACCAAUUCCUAGUAGUUUUUGCAAGUUGGAGAAAUUGGGGCUGAUGUAUUUGAAGGAGAAUCAAAUUUCAGGUUAUAACCUCCAUAUGUAUGUCGGAAAAUCAUUUUUCUGGCAGCAUCCCAAGCACACUAGGAAGCUUGCAAAAUUUGAUAUCCCUCUCCCUAGCAAAGAACCAUCUAAAUGGACAAAUACCAGAGACAAUUGCGGGGAUGCUAAGUUUGGAAUCACUAGACUUGUCUCAUAA
Ipomoea nil (Japanese morning glory) is the source of this 1917-nucleotide messenger RNA. RefSeq names its product probable LRR receptor-like serine/threonine-protein kinase At1g34110. Gene Ontology annotation, molecular function: protein binding. The transcript has 4 exons. NCBI's taxonomy places the organism in Eukaryota, Viridiplantae, Streptophyta, Magnoliopsida, Solanales, Convolvulaceae. Bases 1 to 1917 code for a protein of 638 amino acids. The record is from RefSeq and is a predicted model, not a curated record.